AUGGCUGACAUAGAAAAAGAUGAACGGGCCUGGGUCGGUGGGCUUCGUAGGGCAGUGACUUUUGCAUUUGCCCUUUUAGUUCUGGGAGCAGUACUAUGGGCAUUUAUUGAUAGUAUCCCUUUGGCCCGUGAUGAGUAUAGAAUCAUGGCCUUUGGAAUUUAUGGGGCGUUCUUAACGGUGCACCUCAUGAUCCAAAGUUUCUUUGCCUUCUUGGAGCACCGGAAAAUGAGAAGAGGUGGCUUCCCUUGCUCUUACACCAAAAACGUUGCCUUGACCAUAUCUGCUUACCAAGAAGACCCCAUGUAUCUACGUGAAUGCCUUGAAUCUAUCAAGAACACACAAUACCCUCCUGAUAAGUUAAGAAUCAUCAUGGUUAUUGAUGGCAACAGCCCUGAUGACCAGUACAUGAUGGACAUGUUUCAGGAGGUUUUUUCCAAAGAGGAUGUUGGGACUUAUAUUUGGAAAAACAACUACCAUCACUGGGACAAAGACACAGAAGAGGAACCAUUGCCUGUUUAUACAGACAUCGAAAUGGAGGACUCAACAAGACAAGAAAUAGAGGCUAUCAUCAGGAAACACAGAUGUGUCUGCAUCAUGCAGAGGUGGGGUGGAAAGAGAGAAGUCAUGUAUACAGCCUUCAAAGCUCUUGGAGACAGCGUGGACUAUGUCCAGGUUUGUGACUCAGACACUAAACUGGAACCACUGGCCACCUUGGAGCUUGUAAAAGUACUCGAGUCCAAUGACCGUUAUGGUGCUGUGGGAGGGGAUGUGCGAAUCCUGAAUCUAGCAGACUCCUAUAUCAGUUUCAUGAGCAGCCUGAGGUACUGGAUCGCCUUCAAUGUGGAGAGAGCCUGCCAGUCUUAUUUUGACUGUGUCUCCUGCAUCAGUGGUCCUCUUGGACUAUAUCGUAAUGACCUCCUCCAGACUUUCCUCGAAUCCUGGUACAAUCAGAAAUUCCUGGGAACCCACUGCACUUUUGGUGAUGACCGGCAUCUGACCAACAGAAUGCUCAGUAUUGGCUAUGCAACUAAAUACACCGCACGUUCAAAAUGUUAUUCUGAGACACCUGGCCAGUUCUUGCGUUGGCUGAACCAGCAGACACGCUGGACCAAAUCCUAUUUCCGUGAGUGGCUAUACAACGCUCUUUGGUGGCACAAACAUCACCUUUGGAUGACCUACGAGUCAAUCAUCGCUGGCGUCUUUCCAUUUUUUGUCACAAUCACAGUCAUCAAAUUGUUCUUCAGCUGCCAUCUAUGGGACAUCCUUUGGGUCCUUAUCACUGUCCAACUGAUUGCCACUGUUAAGGCCUUGUAUGCUUGCUUCCUACGAGGCAACAUGGUCAUGAUAUUCAUGUCUCUCUAUGCCGUACUCUACAUGGCCGGACUGCUUCCUACAAAGUACUUUGCCAUUAUUACCAUGAACAAGAGCAGUUGGGGUACAUCGGGACGAAAGAAGAUGGUAGGUAACUAUAUGCCUCUUCUGCCUUUGUCCAUCUGGUGGGGGAUCCUUUUUGCUGGUUUGCUCUACACAAUCAUCAUGAUGUCAUUGUGCACCGAUUGCCGUCUCAUUGAAGCAGAGCAAAAUUAUUUGAUCUACGGCUUUUCCGCCUAUGUUGCCUACUGGAUACUGAUGAUAUCCCUCUACUGGCUUUGGAUCAAGCGCCUUUGCAGAAAGAGGCAGGAUUAUUACGAUGUUACGGACUGA
Messenger RNA from Staurois parvus, 1704 nucleotides. The record is from the annotation of a GenBank genome assembly. NCBI's taxonomy places the organism in Eukaryota, Metazoa, Chordata, Amphibia, Anura, Ranidae.